AUGGAUACCGCGGUACGGAGUAAGCUCGUCAACCUGCAUUCCGACUCCGACAACGAGGAAGUUAUCGUCGCGGCGCAACGUGUCGAUGGCGUCAAGUUAGAGGCAUACGGGUCAGAGUCAGGUGACGAGAACCCAGACGAGGACAGCGCACUCAGCGACGACGGCGCCAACGAGGAGGAGGCAGAGGAAGAUGAAGAAGAGGACUGGGACCUAGAGUCAGUCAUCGAGAUUGAAGGCUCGCUGGAAGAAAUUGGGGAUGAGAGUCUGUGUGGUGGUCAGGAUAUAUGCACCCUCCAAGAGGCAGUUGCUUUCAGACAACAACUUCGUGCAAUCGGACCCGAGGCAUUCUGUGCGCGAACAGUAGAAGCAGGUAAAAUUACGGCAAAGAAGCUGCUCACUGCGUUUAAUGUCAAGCCACCCGUGUCGCUGGAGGGCCGUGACGAUGUUGCUUAUUACACUCUUCUGGGUCUGGCUAUCAGCCGGGACUUGUCCAAGAGAAUCAAGCUGCCACACUACAACAGCAUCGAUGAUGCAGUCAACCUAAUCAAGACGGCGAGGAAUAUCAUCGUCCUUACCGGUGCCGGAAUCUCGACAUCUCUUGGCAUCCCGGACUUCAGAUCCAAGGACAUGGGUCUCUAUUCCAAGCUCGAACACCUUGGACUCAACGAUCCGCAAGAAGUCUUUGACAUACGUAUCUUCCGAGAGGACCCAACCAUCUUCUACUCGGUUGCGAAGGAUAUCAUUCCUUCAACUGAUCGCUUCACUCCCACUCAUGCCUUCAUCAGUCUUCUGCAACAAAAAGGCAAGCUUCUCACAAACUACUCACAAAACAUCGACAAUAUUGAGACCACUGCUGGUAUCUUGCCCGAGAAGCUGAUCCAAUGCCACGGGUCCUUUGCCACUGCCAGCUGCAUAGAGUGCGGCUACCAAGUCGACGGCCAUCUCAUCUUCCCCGAUAUCAGAGCCGGUCGUAUUCCACACUGCGACCGCUGCAUCAAUAAUGCACGCAAGAUGCGGGCACCUACCGCCUUGAAACGCAAGCGGUCAUAUAACGGCCAGGACAAGAAAAAGAAAAGAUUUGACCUGGACGCCGAAGAUAGCUCCUCUGAAGAUGACUACGACGACCCAAAGUCAGGCAUCAUGAAGCCAGACAUUACUUUCUUCGGAGAAGCCCUCCCAGACCGCUUCUCAGACCGUCUCACGAACCACGACAAAGAUCUGGUCGAUUUGGUCAUCGUCAUCGGUACUUCGCUGAAAGUCGCUCCCGUCUCAGAAGUCGUCCCCUACCUCCCCGCCCACAUCCCGCAGAUGUAUAUUUCGAGAACGCCAGUUAGCCAUGUCAACUUUGACGUCGAUAUGCUGGGUGAUUGCGACGUCGUUGUGGCUGAGCUGUGCCGACGCGCGGGCUGGGACCUUGAACACGAGAUGAUUCCCGAGGAUCAGAAGGUUGAGGUUCAGCUGGAGGAGGGGUUCCAGAGCAGAUAUAAGUUCACUGUCCAGAAGUGA
Molecule: messenger RNA, 1506 nt
Organism: Drepanopeziza brunnea f. sp. 'multigermtubi' MB_m1
Lineage: Eukaryota; Fungi; Ascomycota; Leotiomycetes; Helotiales; Drepanopezizaceae
Cellular component (GO): nucleus
Molecular function (GO): NAD+ binding; histone H4K16 deacetylase activity, NAD-dependent
Source: RefSeq, a predicted model, not a curated record